AUGGAAAAUGGCAAUAACUCUAAAGUGUCAGAAUUUGUCCUUCUGGGCCUAUCAUCCUCUUGGGAGCUGCAAUUAUUUCUUUUCUUAAUAUUUUUUAUGAUUUAUCUGGCUAUUGUCCUGGGAAACCUCCUGAUACUGGUGACUGUGCGAGUGGAUGCCCACCUACUCCAGUCUCCCAUGUACUACUUUUUGGGCCAUCUCUCCUUCAUUGACUUAUGCCUGAGCUGUGUUACAGUGCCCAAGAUGUUAGCAGAUUUUCUAAGACAGGGGAAAAGUAUCUCUUUUUCCGGAUGCCUGGCUCAGAUCUACUUCCUUCAUUUUCUGGGAGCCAGUGAGAUGUUCCUGCUGACAGUCAUGGCCUAUGAUCGAUAUGUUGCCAUCUGUAAUCCUUUGCACUACCUGACUGUCAUGAACCGCCAGCUAUGCCUUCAGCUGGUUUGUGCCUGCUGGUGUGGUGGCUUCAUCCACUCCAUCACACAGGUCACACUGGUUAUCCAGUUGCCUUUCUGUGGCCCCAAUGAAUUGGAUAACUUCUACUGUGAUGUCCCACAGGUCAUCAAGCUGGCCUGUAUGAAUACCUAUGUGGUCGAGGUGUUGAUGGUCUCCAACAGCGGUUUACUAUCUCUCAUCUGCUUUUUGGUCUUGCUAUUCUCCUAUGCUGUCAUCCUGAUGACUCUGAAGACUCGAUUCCGACAGGGCCAGAUCAAGGCCCUCUCGACCUGUGCCUCCCACCUCGCAGUGGUCAGCCUGAUCUUUGUGCCAUGCGUAUUUAUCUACCUGAGACCUUUCUGCAGCUUCUCUGUGGAUAAGGUGUUCUCUGUAUUUUAUACAGUGAUCACUCCCAUGCUGAAUCCCCUUAUCUACACACUCAGAAAUACAGAUAUGAAGACAGCUAUGCAGAAGCUGAGGAGAAAACAUGUGGCCUUCUGCUACCAUAUGGAAGGAUGA
Messenger RNA from Echinops telfairi (small Madagascar hedgehog), 948 nucleotides. Its product is annotated as olfactory receptor 4Q3. Gene Ontology annotation, molecular function: G protein-coupled receptor activity; olfactory receptor activity. The transcript has a single exon. The coding region runs from base 1 to 948 and encodes 315 amino acids. Gene Ontology annotation, biological process: G protein-coupled receptor signaling pathway. The record is from RefSeq and is a predicted model, not a curated record. Lineage: Eukaryota; Metazoa; Chordata; Mammalia; Afrosoricida; Tenrecidae. Gene Ontology annotation, cellular component: membrane.